Molecule: messenger RNA, 1239 nt
Organism: Sinocyclocheilus grahami
Lineage: Eukaryota; Metazoa; Chordata; Actinopteri; Cypriniformes; Cyprinidae
Product: transmembrane protein 9B-like
Exons: 5
Coding region: 200-790 (196 amino acids)
Biological process (GO): positive regulation of canonical NF-kappaB signal transduction
Cellular component (GO): lysosomal membrane
Source: RefSeq, a predicted model, not a curated record
GUGUUUCCGGAGGGAAGGGAUAAAGCGCGGACCGGCUGCUGAUGGUCAGCUGAUGUGUCAAACAGAGUCCAGCCCUCACGCUUUGUUUUGUUGACGUUUAUUUGGACUAAAAGAGUUCUUGCUGCUAUAAUAUCUACUCGUUAUUCUGGUACAUCUCUCUUCAAUAUUUGGCGACGUUGUCUUUAGCGGAAGCGAAAAGAUGUAUCGAUUGACCUCAAGAGCCGCGGUCAGUCUGUUGACGUUUUCAUCGCUAAUGUGUUUCCUGCUGAUAUUAUCCGCAAAAACAUCAGAAGCUAAGAAUUCAGAAGACAUCAGGUGCAAAUGUAUCUGUCCACCUUAUAAGGAAAUUGCUGGGCAGAUCUACAAUCAAAACGUUUCAUUGAAGGACUGUAAUUGCCUUCAUGUGGUGGAGCCGAUGCCUGUUGAAGGCAAAGAUGUGGAGGCAUACUGUUUACGCUGUGAAUGCAAAUAUGAAGAAAGGAGCUCUGGAACCAUCAAAGGCACCAUUAUAGCAUAUCUGUCUAUUCUGGGCCUUCUGUUGUUGUAUAUGAUCUAUCUGACACUGUUGGAGCCUAUUUUGAAGAGAAGGCUGUUUGGCCAUUCACAGCUCAUUCAGAGUGACGAUGAUGUUGGGGAUCAGCAGCCCUUCGCCAACGCCCAUGACGUGCUUUCCCGUUCUCGCUCUCGCUCCAACAUGCUAAACAAAGUGGAGCACGCUCAGCAGCGCUGGAAGAGGCAGGUCCAAGAACAGCGCAAAUCUGUCUUCGACCGUCACGUGGUGCUUAGCUAAAAGCCUUCACAGUCUGGACUGUUAUCCGUGGGUUCUGGUACUGUGUUAAAUGCGGGGUCUUCUCCAUGAUGUCCGACCCAUCUCAUUGGUCUGCCUGAGCAACCCCCAGUGACUCCAGUGUGUUCAUUUCUUUUUGAUGUGUAGGUUUGUGGUCUUGACCAAUGUGUGCGACUAAACCUUGUUCAUUAUUAGAGUUUGCUUGAUACAGACAGUUUGCAUUAAUUAUCACUGUGUUCUUGCAUUCUGAAAUCAUGCACUCUAAAAUUAGCAAAGAAAAAAUGUUUACUUCUACUGCAGUCCAGUCACACCGAACUUGAUGUGGGGAUAGAAGUGCCAAUUUCCUCAUAAAAUUCGGCUGAUGCAUUUAUUCAUUAAAUCUUUUUAUAUAAAUUUCAGGAUUGUUACUAAACGCUAAAUAUUACUUUCCAGUCUUAUUGUACAGUGUAAAA